AUGAUCUCUUCUUCACUGUCCUUGACAUCGCUGACAGUCGCGUCUUCUUCCAAUCCUGUAUCGACUCCUGCUCUGCUGCUUCUAAAAGUGAACAGCGGUGUAGACGAGUCCAAAUGCACAGGCGACAUAACGUAUGCGCCCGUCGUGGCAUACAACGUCGGUCAGCAGCAGAACCAAGAUAACAGCAAUAAGCAACAACAGCUACAGCUCCAAUCCAAGUAUUUGUACUGGGCUGUUGGCGGUCUUGGAUUAGAUUCAUCAUUCGGCUAUCAGCUCAAAUAUACUAGCGAGAAGAACGAUGACGAUAGCAAGAAAGCAACCACAGCUGUUGUUGAGCCAUUUGUCCUUGUCACUGGCUCUGUUCUCUCCUAUGUCUCCAAAGACGUUGCUGAAGGAACUGUAAAGUCGUUUACCGACAAUGCUGAACACGACGAGAACCUUUUCACUGCCGGUGCGCAUCGUAUUGACUGCGACUAUGCUACGGAAAAGAAGGACCAAGGCGCCAACGACCACAUCCAGCUCAGCAUUUCUGAAUUUACUGAGUCGUAUAUGUUCAGUCUGGCUGUCCCUAUCCAUCAACUCGUGAUUCCAUUGGACGCUCACAAUGCCGCAGAAGCAGAGACAUGCGCCUUUAGUAUCGCUCCUUUGUCCACUACUGCGACAGAAGAUUAGGAAUUUGUAUUUGCAGGAUUCUAUUAUCUAGGUGAAGGUGCAUUGCGCUCUCUGUACACGGUGUUCGACAUGGAUGAUUAUCGCGUGGGAUUUGCUUCCGUCGUGUAGUUACUUUCGCAUCCCUUAUAAUCAUUGAAC
Molecule: messenger RNA, 810 nt
Organism: Zychaea mexicana
Lineage: Eukaryota; Fungi; Mucoromycota; Mucoromycetes; Mucorales; Lichtheimiaceae
Exons: 2
Coding region: 1-672 (223 amino acids)
Source: RefSeq, a predicted model, not a curated record